UCUCUACCUCUCUACAUCUUCUGUCGUUUCAGUGCAUUCCCUCUUUCUUUCUCCCCCCUCUCGUCUCCGCACUCAUCCUCCCCUCGCCAUCACCUUUUAAUUGCUCGUAUCCUCCAUCUCUCCGUUUCGUCAUUUUUGGAUCUCACCCCUUACCCGCAUCCCUCCUCGUCCUUUCCUCGUUUGCCGGAUCCAGAAACCAGACCUCCUCUCAUCCCUCCCCUCCCUCUUUACGUCCCCCCUCCCUUCAUACUCGUGCUGUUCUCUUCAAUGCUUAAGUCAGUCAAAGGGGAUACAGAGAAGAAAAGAGAAGCGAACGCCGGGCGCUGAGAGCGAGAGAAAGAGAGAAGGAGAAAAGCUGGAGGGAGAGAGGGGUGAGGGGGGUACGGGGGUUUGGAUACAUCUCCAUCUGACUUCUCUCUGCCAUGGACUGCCUCUGCAUAGUGACCACCAAGAAAUAUAGGUAUCAAGAUGAAGAGACUCCGCCCUUGGAGCAUAGCCCCGCCCACCUGGCUCACAGUAAAAGUGCUGAGAUGCUUCACAUGAGUGAUAAGAACCUGGCCGCCAUGGAUUCCAUGCACAGUUACGCUCCUCAUACACACAUCUCACCUAUAAAGCCAGUGUUGCUGUCAUCUGGUCAAACCCCUUUGUACACCUCUGCAGUCUCCACACUGGGCAACUCUCCACCAGUCGUGGUAAACACAGACACACUGGACGGCUCACCUUAUGUGAAUGGAGGAGAAGGGGAGAUUGAAUAUGAAGAAAUCACGUUGGAAAGGGGGAAUUCGGGUUUGGGCUUCAGUAUCGCUGGAGGAACUGAUAAUCCCCAUGUCGGAGACGACCCCAGCAUCUUCAUCACGAAAAUCAUUCCAGGAGGAGCCGCCGCACAGGACGGGAGACUCAGAGUAAAUGACAGCAUUCUGUUCGUGAACGAUGUUGAUGUUCGGGAGGUGACACACAGUCAGGCGGUGGAGGCUCUUAAAGAGGCCGGGGCCAUCGUCCGACUCUACGUACUGCGCCGAAAACCCAUCGCUGAGAAAGUCACUGAACUUAAACUCAUCAAAGGGCCAAAAGGUUUAGGUUUCAGUAUAGCGGGUGGUGUCGGGAACCAGCACAUCCCCGGAGACAACAGCAUUUAUGUCACAAAGAUCAUCGAGGGAGGAGCGGCUCAUAAAGACGGACGGCUACAGAUCGGUGAUAAAAUACUUGCGGUGAACAAUGUUUGUUUGGAGGAUGUAAUGCAUGAAGAUGCUGUGGGUGCACUGAAGAACACAGCAGAGGUGGUCUACCUCAGAGUCGCCAAACCUAGCAACAUGUAUCUAACCAACAACUAUAACCCACCAGACCUCACAAGCACGUAUUCUCCACACUUGGACACAGACCUUGGACAUCCAAACUAUCUGGGUUCAGAUUACCCACAAGCCCUCACUCCCACCUCACCAAGCCGCUUUUCUCCUGUGCUGCAUGGCCUUAUGGGAGACGAUGAUUUACCCAGGGACCCGAGGCGUGUUGUGAUCCACAGAGGAUCUACAGGUUUAGGGUUUAAUAUAGUUGGAGGGGAGGACGGUGAGGGAAUCUUCAUUUCUUUUAUUCUGGCUGGAGGUCCUGCAGACCUGAGCGGUGAACUUCGCAAGGGAGAUCAAAUCCUGAGUGUGAAUGGAGUGGAUCUACGAGCAGCUACACAUGAACAAGCAGCAGCGGCGUUAAAGAACGCUGGACAAACUGUGACCAUCAUCGCCCAAUACAGACCAGAAGAGUACAGUCGAUUCGAAGCAAAGAUUCACGACCUCAGAGAGCAGUUAAUGAACAGCAGUAUGGGAUCUGGAACCACAACAUUACGCAGCAACCCGAAACGAGGAUUUUACAUAAGGGCUCUGUUUGACUACGAUAAGACAGCAGACUGCGGUUUUUUGAGUCAGGCAGUGGGUUUUAAAUUCGGAGAUGUGCUUCACGUUCUGGAUUGUGGAGAUGAGGAAUGGUGGCAGGCCUGUAGAGUCAGUCCACAGGGUGAGGAGGAGGAGGUGGGCUUCAUCCCCAGUAAGAGGAGAGUCGAGAGGAAAGAAUGGUCACGGUUGAAGUCUAAAGACAGGGACCGAACUCGAGACAGUACAGGCUCGCAGGGACGAGAAGAGCCGGUACGGAGUUAUGAGACAGUUGCACAAGUGGAAGUGCACUACGCCAGGCCCAUCAUUAUUCUGGGUCCCGUGAAGGACCGAGUGAACGACGAUCUGCUGUCUGAGUUCCCAGACAAGUUUGGAUCUUGUGUCCCUCAUACGACGCGACCCAAACGCGAGUACGAGGUGGAUGGGCGCGACUAUCACUUUGUGUCGUCUCGAGAACAGAUGGAGAAAGACAUUCAGAACCAUCGCUUCAUUGAGGCAGGCCAAUACAACAGCCAUCUGUACGGUACCAGCGUUCAGAGCGUGCGAGAGGUGGCCGAACAGCAAGGAAAGCACUGCAUUCUGGACGUGUCGGCAAACGCCGUUCGUAGGCUACAGGCGGCACAGCUUCACCCGAUCGCCAUUUUUGUACGACCCAGAUCACUGGAGAAUGUCCUAGAGAUCAACACGCGUCUGACUGAAGAGCAAGCCAGGAAAGGAAUGGACCGCGCUAUUAAACUGGAGCAAGAUUUCCUCGAGUGCUUUUCUGCGAUCGUGGAGGGUGACAGUUUCGAGGAGGUUUACCACAAGGUUAAAACUGUGAUCGAGGAGCAGUCUGGGCCUUACAUCUGGAUUCCCACCAGGGAGCGCCUGUGAGCGCCGGACCUCCUCACGCGGUCACCGUUUGGCCAACCUGUCCUGGACUGCGGAGCUGCGACUCAAAAAGCUCACGAGAAACAGACAGAGAGAGCGAGAGAGAGAGAGCGAAUGAGCGAACGGAAGAAAAACGUCACAGAAGCAACCGGAAAUGAAGCAUGGAGCAUCACACGCUUCCACUUCUGCCUUUCUAACUCCCUUCAUCUUUCUUUCUCUCUCUCUCUCUCUGUCUUUCUCUCUGUAUAACGUCCUCUUCCACAGGACUGGUGGGCUGUUUUUACUGUCACAAAGCGGAAAGCUCAGAGAAAUUUUGUAUAUUGUCAGAUUCCCAGUCUCUCCAAACAAGACAGAAAACGGAGAGAGAGAGAGAGACGGGCGAGCGCCUUUGCUUUUACUGGAAUGAGACAUUGAAGAGCUGAGAGAAGCUCAUUUUACAUUACUGUAGGGUGGUGAAUUGAACUGAAUUAUAAAAAGUAUAUUUAUCAGUAUCAGUAAUGCUCUGAAAAAUCUUCAGUAUCAAAGAUAUUAUGACUUGUCAGAGACCGCGUUUCGAUCGGUCGCCCACAGAUAUCGGCAUCAAGGGCAUUUGGUUCCUUUUUGACUUUUUAAGCGCUUGUUUGUGCUUCCUGAAAUCCAGGAUGUGCUGGGACGAUCGCUUCAGUUAUUUGAAUGUUCCCCUUAUAUAGUUUACAGUUAGUUCAUCGCAGUGUAUGAAAUGUAAAAGGAAAUGUUUGGAUGGAAAGAGAAUCCAUGCAUUAUUAUUGAAAAUCACAUGAUUGAUUUUCAGUUUUCAUUCGUUUUCUCCGGCUCACAUGUAAACAACGCACACGGAAACAGACACACACACAUAUCCUGUAAAGCCUUUUAUCAUUUUUGCAAUAGAUCCCUGAGUGACUCCAGGCUGCUCUUUAACGUGCAAUAUCUUCAGCGUUUGUUCUUCCAUAACCUAUCUUGAAGUAAACCGUUUAAGUCAUGCUUAAAACGCAAACUUUCAGACGUUUGUAGUUUCAUAGCCAUUUUGGAUUUUGAACGCGUUUGUGCAGAUCAUGGCAGUUCACACAAAGUGCCCAGCUUCGGCCCAAAUCAGAUUUUUUUUUUUAGGUUGUUUUAAUCGUGGUACAAUAACGCGCUGGUAUCUUGCCACUUUUAUCUAUUUGUACAUAUAUUUUAUAUAAAUUACAUUUAUUAUUAUACAGUAAUUGAUUGACUUUAUAACCAUGAAAACCUAAACUGUUUAAACUAAAUGAACUUUUUCCUCGCCAGCAUUUUUUUUCUUCAAAAAGUUGCCAACCAGCGCCAGGAUUUUUUAUGCUUUUCACAAAAUUUGAAUGCCUUCUAGAAACUGUUCUCAACAUUCAAUGCUCUUAAACAAAAAAUAUUAAAGAAAAAAAAUCUUAAAACAGAAGAUAAUUCUGAGAUAAUUUACUGCUUUUUGGUCCGUAGGAUGCUGCAUUGUUUUAUAAGGUGAGUAACAGCGCCACCUACUGCAUAAUAGCACAAAUGUGGAGUUAACUCGUCAAUUAAGAGAAAACACUUCCCUGCCAAUGACGAGUUUUCUGGCAAUCCGCUAUUAUUCACCAGGUGAUGCUCUUCUUGCCCAACUUAUAAAAUCCGGAAGCAACCCCUUACUGUGGGUUCACACCAGUCGCAUUUGAGGUGUUAAAUUCACGUCUACCGUGUCCAGUUUGCCGCUUGGACAUUUUGAGUUUACGCGCUUCAUUCGUGCAUAAAAUUCUAGUCAUAGAGACAUUUACACGGAAAUUCGCAUCAUGGGAGGGGCUUGUGAUACUUCGCUCACUUUCUGUAAUAACGUCAUUACUAGAGCAAGCUCCUGAUUGGUUAACGCGGAACGUUUUUCCGGCAACAUUCAAAUUUUUCAACUAAUGCGUUUUCCGUUAGCAUCGUUCGUGCUAACGAAGCUGAAUCGCGUCUACCACGCCGUGCAAAACGCCUCAUUUGCGCUGCGAGACCGCCAUUGACUUAACAUUAAAAUCACUCGCGCUUAACACCUCUACCGCAGCAGGUCUGAACACAGCAUUAGGGCAAACAGUAAGAACUACGUGUAUGUUUUGAUGAUCGCUCUGAAUCUGAUCUCUAUCAAAAGUCCUUCACAAAAAUGCAACUAUCUCAGCUUUUUGCUCAAAAUUUGGUAUUUUUGAAGAAACCUACCCAUAUUUGAGAGGUGAUAAAAAGAAAAUAAAUGAAGGUAGGAUACAAGGUAGGAUUUUUGUUUGAAAGCAGAGGAUAUGUUCUUUCAUUUGAUAUAUUGUAUGUUUAUAUAUUUGAAGAUUUGAAGGAAGCAUAUUAUAUUUUUCUGGAAGGUAUUAAACAUUUGUGCAAAUUUUUUAAAAACUCUUUUUUUUCUCACCCAAAAAUGAAACAUUUUUCAGAAUUUACUCACCCUCCUGUUGUUCGAAACCUGUAUGAAUUUCUUUUUUCUUAGAACACAAAAGAAGAUUUUUUAAAUAAAUGAUUAUAUUAACACUGCCAUAACCAUUGACUUCCAUAGUAGGAAAACAAAUAUUAUGGAAGUAUUGUGAUAAAUGAUAAAGAAGAUAUUUUGAUAAAUAAUAGUAAGCACACAAUUGAAGGUACACAUUGAAUUUAAUCAUAUUUGGUUUUCCUACUAUGGAAGUCAAUGGUUACAAUCAGCUGUGUGCUUACCAUCAUAUAAUAAAAAAUGUAUUUUGUGUUCAUCAGAAAAAAGAAACUCAUACAGGUUUGUAAGAACAUGAGGAUGAGAAAAUGAUGACAGAAUUUUCAUUUUUGGGUGAACUAUACCUUUACUUGACAAUAUAACUCACCAAUGGUGGGGAAAGAGUUAAAGCUAGUUAAAUUAAGUCAUUUUGAAUAAUAAUGUAAAUCAUUUCAUGAAUUAAUACUGUAUUUUGCCUGCUGGUGGAUGCCAUAACCGUUUUGCGACCAGAAACCGAAUUUUUCCUUUGUCAACUACUUAUAAAAAUGUUGCUACUGUUUACACCACAUAAUUCGGAAAUAUUUCAUGUUAUAGAAAAUUCUUUCACAGUGCCUACGUUUUCUUUAAGGGCUCUUAAAAGUGUGACACAAAUGCAUGUUUUCCCUGUCUGCUGCUUUUAAGGACAUUCUAGUACGAUUCAUUCAUCCAGUCAGUGAUGAUAUUUAUGGGCUCAGGUGAUUGGCUCUUUAGUAUCCUGAGUGCCAAAAAGCAACGUUAGAUGAAAAAAUCUGAUUUGGGUUAAAUUCAGUUGCUGUGUGGACAUAACAUGAACGCUAUUCAUUCAGCCCAUCUGAAACCUCUGUGCAUACUCAUACAAACAAAUACUAUCAGGAAUAUAGUGGAUUUUACAAUGGUUUUGAUUCUGUAUAUGAAAUUAUAAUUGACUAUUAGUGACAUCAUCACAGCAGGUAAUUGGCUUGUCAAUUAUAUCAAUGAGCUUAUAACGAUCAAUGUGUUUAAUGAAAUUUAUAAAUGGUGGCUAAAGAAUAAUCAGCUUCGCUAUUUGCCUGCCUCCAACUAAUAUCCCUGUUUAGACCAAAACGCAUACACAGUUUUACCCAUAAUCCUGUGAAGUUUAGCUCAUUUUCGCUCUGGAUGACACGAGAAUGACAGAAUGAUAAAUUGGCUUUUUGCCCUUUUGUGCCGUGACAGUGAUGCGGUAGAAAUCGAUACAGUGCUUUGAGGCCGUCCUACUCACUGUCUAAUGUAAGGAGGAAAAUGACAGCGGGCCCAGGACAGAGUCCUGAGGUCAACCUUUGACUGACGCAUUUGAUUUAGCAAGAUUUCAUGUAAAUCAGUGCCAUGAACUGUGAUGUUUUUAUCAUGGUGAUUUAUGGACUGAGACUACACUAAUCAACCUAUAAAAACUGGCACAAUAUUUGUGUGCGUGUGUGUCAGGCAGAAAAGAAGAGGAAUCUUGAGGAAAAACAUUUGCACUUAUUUAAGACAGAUUUAAUGAGAAAUAAUUAAUGUGAUGAAAACUGAGGACUAGAAAGAGUUUUUUUAUUUCUUUUAGAUUUUGCGUUUAUAAUUCAAUAUUAUAAAUAAGUGUAUUUGGAGUGCAGUGACAGUUUUUUUCUUGCUGUUUUUAUUUAUUGAUUUUAUAUAAUUGUUUGUUUGUUUAUUCAGUUGUUUACUGCUUUGUUUACAUCAGGGUUUUGUGCAAAGACUGAGACGCUUUUGCUGUGGUUUCCAAAGUGGGGCUGCACACAAUCAAAAUCUGAUUUACUGAAGAUUAAAAAUUACUGUGAAAUUUAAAAGGAAUAAAGAAACCUGCACGCAUUUCACACACUGAUAUUCUAAACAUAACCCCUAAAUAAAUUUUCCAAGUCAAGUAUUAUUUGCUACAUGAAACAAAUUAAAAGCAUUUGCUUGCUUACUGUAUUAACUGCAAAAAUACACACAGACAGACAGACAGACAGACACAAUGUAUUACCAAGAAAAAUAUAAGACUUCACUUACUACUAGAAUGAAUUACUGAGUUGACAUUUAUUUAUUUAUUUAUUUGAAAGAAUCAAAUGUAUUUUAUCAAUUUGUAUUUGCCAUAACAUUAUUCUGAAUAUCCAGAACAGAUUGAACAUAUUGCUUUUAUUUAAAAAAAAAGAAUAACUAUGAAAAUAUUACAAUGCCAUCUUGAUGCAAAAAUAUAUUUAAAUGAUUUAUCUUAAAAGAGAGAUUUACCAAUGACAGUAUCGGACUAUGAAAAGUGUUUAAUUUCAGUGAGAUGCUCGUUGUAAAUUAGCUACAAAAAUAAUAAAAUUACUUAUGUUAAAGA
Molecule: messenger RNA, 7504 nt
Organism: Paramisgurnus dabryanus
Lineage: Eukaryota; Metazoa; Chordata; Actinopteri; Cypriniformes; Cobitidae
Gene: dlg4a
Product: discs, large homolog 4a (Drosophila)
Biological process (GO): cell-cell adhesion; embryo development; postsynaptic neurotransmitter receptor diffusion trapping
Cellular component (GO): neuron projection; basolateral plasma membrane; postsynaptic density membrane
Molecular function (GO): ionotropic glutamate receptor binding; protein kinase binding
Source: RefSeq, a predicted model, not a curated record